Molecule: messenger RNA, 798 nt
Organism: Babesia microti strain RI
Lineage: Eukaryota; Apicomplexa; Aconoidasida; Piroplasmida; Babesiidae
Product: conserved Plasmodium protein, unknown function
Exons: 3
Coding region: 1-798 (265 amino acids)
Source: RefSeq, a predicted model, not a curated record
AUGAACCAACUAAGCACCGCCACUCCCGAAACAUCUCCAAUAUCUCGCCUAUCACUUUCAACUGAUUGGGAAAGCAAGGAUGUACCUAAUCCACUUGAAAUAUUGAAAAUGGACAAACAGGGCAUGUCCGAUGUGUCACUAUCAACUCGUUUAGCACUAAGGAAGAAUACUGAGUCUAUUGUACCAGUGGAAACAGAAUAUCCCCGUGCUUCUGCCCCUAAAAAGAGGGGUCGACCUAGGAAAAAUCCUGUUCCAGUAUCUACCGCGGCCAGUGAUUCUAGGUCUAAACCUAGCAAGUCUAUUAGCGUUUCUGGUAAAUAUGCGGGACCUAAAAUAUCAAAUGACGACAUAACUGCCAUAGUAGAUAACAUGGAUGAACUAUUUAGACCCACUAAAUCGUUGUUAGGCCCAGAAGCGUUUAACGCGUCUACAUUAAAAUUUAUUGAAAUGAGCACAGGAAUAACCUGCUCGCCAUUAGUGUCCCAGAGCAAUAUCGCAAACAUUGGAAUACUAAAAAUCCAACCUUUAACCCAUUAUGGACCAUAUAUUAAUGUUCAACGGGGUUUCAUCGUACUAAUUAUUUUAAACUCCGAACCUGGAAAAUUGACAUUUGAUUCUGGUCAUGAUAAUUUGGGGCCAGCACAAUGUGAUAACAAUACUCAACUGAUGGUUUGCCCAAAUGACAUGUUCAUGUUGCACAAUACCAGUUCUUCUAUGGAGGCUGAAGUGUUGAUGAUUUUAUGCCACUCAUUAGGCAAUGACGUGGAUCAUCUCAAGGACAUUAAAUAUGCUUACUGA